Molecule: messenger RNA, 1032 nt
Organism: Pedinophyceae sp. YPF-701
Lineage: Eukaryota; Viridiplantae; Chlorophyta; Pedinophyceae
Source: the annotation of a GenBank genome assembly
AUGGGCGUCCCGAAACCGUUGAUGCGGGUCAGGAAGAUGGAGGACGAAGAGGUGGCGAAGAUCGACGACCAAAUGACCUUCUUGCUGAACAUGAAGACGGGUCGGGAGCGCGCGGGGAAGAUGGUGCGGCUGUGCUGUCCGCCGGAAAUCCAAAAUGCCGUCUCGAAGCAGGUGCUUCUGAUGCAAAUGAUGACCCGCGCGGACGAGAAGUGGGUCUGCUACGUCAAGGGCCUCUACAAGAAGAUGGACGAGCUCAAGGAGGAAGCCGAGCAGUCCCACAUGGCGGAGCUCGAGGCCAAGCGCGAGGCCCUGGAGGCGCGGGAGAAGCUCGCUGCGGCGGAAGUGGAGCGCUCGCGUCAGGCCACCGAGGCCCAGGCGCUCCUGGCGCAGAAGAACGACAUCCAGUCGUCGUUGGUGCAGGCGGAGCAGAUCCAGGCGGCGACGGCGGAGGAGACGUUCCGGCUGCAGCAGGAGCUUGCGAUGCUGGGGACGAAGCACACGAAGUGGGAGAACGACCGGGCGCGGGAGACGCACCGGCUGGCUGAGGAGCUGCGGCGGGCGCGGGAGGCGGUGCGCCGGCUGUCCAAGGAGGGGCGGAGCAAGGAGCUCUGCUCCCUGCGGCUCAAGUCGCAGUUGGACGCGGCGGAGAGGGUGGCGAGGGACGCGGCGGCGGCGAGCGCGGGGCGCGUGGUGGACCCGGAGCUCCGCGCGGGCCACGACGGCGGCGGCGUGGCGGAGGCCGUGCGCGGGCCGGGCGCAAUCUUCUCGCACCAGCCGAAGCGCAAGGCGCGGUUCUCGCAGGAGGGCGGCGCGCCGCCCGGGACGAGCAAGGCGGCGCACGCGGGGGCGCGGAGGAGCCUGAUGGGCGAGGAGGGCAUGAAGAGCGCGGCGGAGCGGACGGGCCGGAAGGGUUCCGACGGGGCCCUGCGGCCGUCGACGGCGUCGAAGGCGGCGCGCGGCAGGGGGGCGUCGCUGGCCCCGCGGGACAUGAACCACGAGGGGAGCAUGGCGUCGCUGGGCGGCGCGCUGUGA